AUGGGGAAACCCUCCAUCUGGGCUGACCCAGGCCCCCGGGUACCCAAGGGGGGCUCAGUGACCAUCUGGUGCCAGGGACCCCUGGAGGCAUUCAAGUUUCGUCUCAGUCAGGCCUACAUCUCCCUCCGAAAUAUGAACGUGCACAGGGCAGGGAACUAUCAAUGCUCGUACAGCAGCACCCACCACCCCGAACAGCUCAGCAACAACCUGACUCUGGUGCUGACUGGACUUUUCCCCGCACCCUUGCUCAAGGCCUACCCGAGCACUGUCGUGGCAUCAGGAUGGAAUGUGUCCCUGUCCUGCAGCAAAAGCUACUGGAACAUGACGGGGACCUUCCACCUGCUGAAGGAGGGAGACACUGAGCCUCGACACCUGAAGCCCCGAUAUUCUCAGGAGAGGUGGCAGGCGAGCUCCACCUGGGCUCCGUUACAGGAUGCUUCCCCGUCCCCAGGUGUGUUCAACCCUCCAUCCCUAUCGGCACAGCCCGGCCCCCUAGUGCAGUCUGGGGACAAUGUGACCCUGCAGUGCAGCUCUGAGAAGUUCAGCAUCUUUGCUCUGACCAAGGGUGACUCACCCCCGCACAUUCUUCAUGGGCAGCCAAGCCCCGACUUCCCCUUGGGCCCUGUGAGCAUCUUCCAUGGGGACCGGUACCGCUGCUUUGGGGGACAUGACCUCAAACUCCUGUGGUCAGAGCCCAGUGCCCCCCUGGACAUCCUCGUGGCAGGGACAGAGACUGGCAGCAUCCCUGAGCUCCAGGCACUGCCUGAGCCGCAUGUGCUUGCGGGAAGGGACAUCAUGCUGCUGUGUUGCUCGGCUGACAGUGCAGACACCUUCUACCUGGCCCAGGAUGGCUCAGCCGCCAAACCCCUGCAGUACCUCCUGCUUCACCCAGCCGCCCCCUCUCAGGCCAACUUCACCCUCCGGAUCACCCAGGAUGGCACCUACAGGUGCUACAGUUCCAACAGCUCGGCUCCCCACCUGCUGUCCCCACCUAGCCAACCCCUGCGACUCCAGGUCUCAGGUAAACUGGACUCCCUAACACUGCUCCCUGGACUACCUGGUGCCCUGCUCGGCCUCCUCUUCCUUCUCCUCCUCCUCUUUCUCUUCUUUUGCCACCGCCGCUGCCGCCACCAGGCUGGACAACAGAAGUCAAACACCGCAGCCACCCACACACAGUCUGAGGAAGGAGCUCGACUGAACCCCCAGGUGGAUAUAAACAAUGAAGAAUCCCAGGGAGUGACGGAUGCCCAGGUGAACCUUGCGAGGCCCAGGCAGCAAGCUGCACCCAAAGACCCUCAGGAUGUGAUCUAUGCCCAGUUGAACCACCUUGAGCUCAGGAGGGAGCCAGCAGUCGCUUCCUCACCAGAAGAGCUUCCCGAAAACCACAGUGUUUAUACAUCUCCGGCCAUUCAUUAG
Messenger RNA from Suncus etruscus (white-toothed pygmy shrew), 1416 nucleotides. RefSeq names its product leukocyte immunoglobulin-like receptor subfamily B member 3. The record is from RefSeq and is a predicted model, not a curated record. NCBI's taxonomy places the organism in Eukaryota, Metazoa, Chordata, Mammalia, Eulipotyphla, Soricidae. The transcript is spliced from 11 exons. Bases 1 to 1416 code for a protein of 471 amino acids.